AUGGCUGCUCGAAGAAGGAAUUUUAGGGAAAGAAGAGAUUAUUUCAAUGAAUAUUCAGAUAUGGAAUUGGUUAAAAGGUUCAGACUUGAUUCUGGUGGGAUAAACUUUAUUGAAAGAUUGAUUGGCAAUGAAAUAAGAUCCACGUCCGUAAGGAACCACGCACUAACAUCUGCAGAAAAGAUUCUGUUAACCCUGAGGUUCCUAGCAAAUGGAAAGAUGCAACUUUGUAAUGGGGAUGAUAUGGGAGUUUCCCAAUCUUCUAUCUCUAGAGCAAUAUCUUGUACCAUUAAAAGUUUGUCAUUUAUACAAAUGGUGCGUAGAUUUAUCAAUUUCCCUACAUCACCAGAUGAAAUCAGACGUAACCAGGAACGAUUUUUUCAGAUAGCAGGAUUCCCUGGGAUUGUUGGUACCAUAGAUGUCACCCAUGUUCAGAUAAUUGCACCUAGACAAAAUGAGAAUGAUUUUGUCAAUAGACAUCAUUACCACAGUUUAAAUGUGCAAGUUGUGUUUGAUUCCCAAUACAAACUCAUUGACAGUGUUGCAAAAUGGCCCGGUUCGACCCACGAUGCACGCAUCUUAAAUGCGAGUGGGCUUUGA
Molecule: messenger RNA, 597 nt
Organism: Saccostrea cuccullata (small rock oyster)
Lineage: Eukaryota; Metazoa; Mollusca; Bivalvia; Ostreida; Ostreidae
Product: putative nuclease HARBI1
Exons: 1
Coding region: 1-597 (198 amino acids)
Source: RefSeq, a predicted model, not a curated record